AUGGCAAGCAGCAGCAACAGCAGCAACAGCAGCAACGUCGACGUCCUCAUUGUGGGAGCGGGCCCCGCCGGCCUGUUCCUCGCAACACAGCUCAGCAAGCUCAAGAUCUCCACACGCAUUAUCGACAAGAUGGCCCACCCAGUUCUCCGCGGUCACGCCGACGGUCUGCAGUGCCGUACCGGCGAGGUUUUCGAGGCGAUGGGCGUUCAGUACAGGUUUGACCUUGAGAGCCACGAGUGUGCUGAGGUGAUCAUCUGGGAACACGACGACAAGGUUGGCGGCAUCAGGGAGGCCAGCCGAGUAGUGGACACUCUUCCCGGCCUUUCGCGCAUCCGACACGUCAACCUUGGCCAGGACCGUGUUGAGGGCAUCUUCAUCGAUGCCAUGAAGGAGAACAACGGUCUCGAGGUUGACCGUCUUCUUGAGCCCACCUCGCUCGUUGUCGACGAGAAGAACCUCGGCAACCCCGACGCCUUCCCCGUGACCGUUACCCUCAAGAGGCUCCCAGCUCCCAAGGAGUUGGCCAACGGCGACGUCCAGAGUGGCAUGUACCGUUCCAACCUGUUCACCGACGAGAGCCAGACCAAGGGCAACGACGUUGAGGGAGACCACUCGGGUGAGGAGGUCGUUCACUGCAAGUACCUCGUUGGUUGUGACGGCGCUCGCUCGUGGGUCCGCAAGACCCUCGGCUACCGCCUCGAGGGUGACUCGAACAACGUUUACUGGGGUGCCUUUGACGCUGUCAUUGACUCGGAUCUGCCCACCGGCCGCAUGAAGCACAUGGCCCAUUCAAAGGACGACGGCACUGUCCUUAUGGUGCCCCGCGAGGACUCGAUGAUCCGUAUCUACACCCAGAUGGGUACUCUCGCCGACGGUGAGCGUGUCGACCGUGAGGCUGUCACCCUCGAGAAGCUCUGCGCCAAGACCCAGGCGGUCCUCAAGCCUUACAAGAUUGAGUUCCCUUACGUCGACUGGUACACCUGCUACGAGAUUGGCCAGCGUGUUUGCGACACCUUCACCGCGUACGACGACCACGUCUUCAUCGCCGGUGACGCCUGCCACACCCACUCGCCCAAGGCUGGCCAGGGUAUGAACGUCUCCAUGAUGGACACGUUCAACCUCGGAUGGAAGAUUGCCUCGGUCCUCCGCGGCCAGUCCAAGCCCGACAUUCUCCACACCUACCAGCUCGAGCGCCAAUACACCGCCAAGGAGCUCAUUGACUUUGACUACAAGUGGUCGCGUCUGUUCACUGGCCAGAUCAAGCCUGGCAAGGACGCCGAUGAGGGCGAGAUGCGUGCCGCUUGGGAGCAGUCGAUCAAGUUCACUUCCGGUACCGGUGUCGUCUACGCCCCCGACGGACUGCUUGUUCUCGACCAGCCAAACGCCUCCAAACUGGCCAAGAACAUCACCGUCGGUGGCCACUUUGAGAACCACCAGGUGGUCGGUGCCUUCAACGCCCACUCCAUCAAGCUUCAGGCCGAGCUCAAGGCCGACGGCAGGUGGCGUGUCCUCAUCUUCCCCGGUGAUGUCCGCGAGUCGGACGCGCUCGACGCCCUCACCAACCUCGGCAACCAGCUCCAGACCAUUGUGCAAAAGUACAACUCGAAGGACGCCGACCUCGACGAGGUCAUCCAGGUCCUUACUGUCUUCAAGACUGCUCACCGCGAGAUCCAGUAUCUCGCCCAGUCGCUGCCCGAGGUCCUCAUCCCCCGCCGCAAGCCUUACAACAUCCGCGCCUUUGACACCCUGUACUGUGACGAGCCGUCGCACCACGACGGCGACGGCAAGGCCUACGCGGGCUACGGCAUUGACCCUUCGUUCGGCUGUGUCGUCGUGUGCCGUCCCGACCAGCAUGUCUCGGGCGUCUUUGGCAUGUCCCAGGGCAAGGACAUUGCCGCAUUCUUUGACCGCUUCAUGGUCCAACAGUAG
Molecule: messenger RNA, 1929 nt
Organism: Apiotrichum porosum
Lineage: Eukaryota; Fungi; Basidiomycota; Tremellomycetes; Trichosporonales; Trichosporonaceae
Exons: 3
Coding region: 1-1929 (642 amino acids)
Molecular function (GO): FAD binding
Source: RefSeq, a predicted model, not a curated record